UCCUUCUCUCCCAGUACUUCGCCGAUGACGAUAUUUCUCGUACCUUACGGUUAGCUGAUCGGAGUCCGUCGAUCCUACUAACUUUAAAUUAAAGAAAAGAAAAAGGAGGGACAAAUUGAAGGGAAAUAGGUCAUGAGGUCUUCGACGGAGAGAAUAAACAUAGCGGCGAGCGCGCGAAAACUCGAGGUUGAUAACCGGAUCUCUCUCCAGUAUUACUACCGGAUCGCCGACAAUAUUCUCAAACAGGCUGAUAUCUUUCGAGCAGAGAAGAAUAUUAUAGAUCUCUACAUCAUGCUUCUAAGGUUUUCUAGUUUGGCUUCUGAGACAAUACCAUGCCAUCGAGAUUAUGGAGUAUCUCUACGAAAUCAAAAGGUUUAUUUCAAAAAGAGACUAGUGAAUGCCUUGACUGAGCUAGAGGAUCUGAAGCCACAGGUGCAACAAAAGAUCAAUGAAUUAAACAAAAGAUAUACUUAUCAAAGUAAUUCAGUACAGCAAUCUCUGGUGAAAAACCAAAAUUUGACAUACUAUGGUGUGACAAAGGCAGUUAGACCAGCUGCACGGGAGCUUGGUUAUUAUGGUUCAAAAACUCAGCAACUUUCAUAUUCCAAACCAAUGGAAGGGCAGAGAAUGUCGUUAAACCUGUUGCGUCCAAAGGAGGAAACCCUCUCCAGACAUUCUAUUUUGGGUCCAAAUGGGCUUUAUGGGCAGUGGCAGCCACCUAGGAUUGAUAAAGGGGUGAAAUAUCCAAGUAACGUUGAUCUGACUUCGGUGGAAAUCCCAAGUUUGCAGCAGCCUACAGAAAAUGAACUUCCAGGGAAGAAUGAUUGUAGCAACUCAGAACCUGUAGCAUCAAGCGUGGAAUCAACUCUUACCAUUGAUGAUCAUGUUAAUAGUGAGAAAAGUCACGUGGAUGAACCUUGUCCUAUGAUUUCUUUUGAAGAACCAGAAACUGCUCCUGCUCAUAAUAAUAUUACCAGACAGCCUUCACCUCCUCCCGUGCUUGCAGAAGUACAAGACUUGGUUCAUACUAUCCAUGCCUCCAAGACAGAUUGUACAAUAGAGAAUCCCUCUGCAGAUGGUCUUGUUCAUUCUGAAUCUCCCCUUGAGUUGCACAUUGCAACCACAAUGAUGGAAAGCUUCAUGAAGCUGGCUAAAUCAAAUACUGAUAGGAAUUUAGAAACUUGUGGGGUUCUUGCAGGUUCCCUUAAAAAUAGAAAGUUCUAUGUUACAGCUCUUAUUAUCCCAAAGCAGGAAUCAACAUCAAACACGUGUCAAACGACAAAUGAGGAAGAAAUAUUUGAAGUGCAGGAUAAGAAAUCUCUCUUCCCUCUGGGUUGGAUUCAUACACAUCCUACUCAAUCAUGUUUCAUGUCAUCAGUUGAUCUUCAUACUCACUACUCAUACCAGAUUAUGUUGCCAGAAGCUGUUGCGAUAGUAAUGGCUCCAACAGAUAGUAAAAGAAAACAUGGGAUUUUUCGUUUGACAACUCCGGGUGGCAUGUCGGUCAUCAGACAGUGCCAGCAACGUGGUUUUCAUCCACACAAUCCACCGCCUGAUGGGGGCUCCAUCUAUGAUUCGUGUACAGAUGUGUACAUGAAUCCGAGUGUUAACUUCGAGGUCAUUGAUCUCCGAUGAUGAUAAUCAUCAUCAAUCAUGGCAGCUGGAUGGACAUGUUUUGGAGAUGCAUUUACCAUGCUCAUACUGUUACCAGCAAUUCCAAACUGCCAGCUGCAUAUAUAUAGAAGAUAAAGAACUGUGGGGUACCAAACUGUGUGAUUAAUUCCAAGUUGAAUUGGAAAAGAAAAAGAAAUUAAGAGACGACUGGAGUCCAUUCUUUGUAUGCAUUAAACAUGAAAAACUUAUGAUCAAUUCGAAGUUGAAUUGCAGACUUGUAAUGGUAGUCCGCGUUUAGUGAAAAGCCAUUAGAAU
Molecule: messenger RNA, 1929 nt
Organism: Hibiscus syriacus
Lineage: Eukaryota; Viridiplantae; Streptophyta; Magnoliopsida; Malvales; Malvaceae
Product: AMSH-like ubiquitin thioesterase 1
Exons: 14
Coding region: 133-1635 (500 amino acids)
Biological process (GO): protein K48-linked deubiquitination; protein K63-linked deubiquitination
Cellular component (GO): endosome; membrane
Molecular function (GO): K63-linked deubiquitinase activity; protein binding; metal-dependent deubiquitinase activity
Source: RefSeq, a predicted model, not a curated record